Emiliania huxleyi CCMP1516 is the source of this 489-nucleotide messenger RNA. RefSeq lists its product as hypothetical. Gene Ontology annotation, molecular function: nucleic acid binding. The transcript is spliced from 5 exons. The coding region runs from base 1 to 489 and encodes 162 amino acids. Lineage: Eukaryota; Haptophyta; Isochrysidales; Noelaerhabdaceae. The record is from RefSeq and is a predicted model, not a curated record.
AUGCUAGGCCUUGGACGCCCGCCUCCCGAGCUCGACUUCCUCUCGCCGCCGGACGUCUUUGACGUCGAGCGCGCGCUCGACAUCACGCGGUCGGUGACGGUCCCCUUUGCCGACGGCUACGGCUUCAUCUGCCCGGCCGACGGAGGGCAGGACCUCUUCUGCCACCGCUCGGCGAUCGAGGACGGCGAUGCGCUGGGCGAGGGGUUCGCGGUGGGCUUCGAGCGCGUCUUCGACUCGGAGCGACGGCCGCGCGCCGAGCGCGUACGGGGCGGCAUCGGCGAGCGGCGCGGCUCGCUGCAGCCGCGCGCUGCUCUCUCCUCGGACGAGACGGUCGCUCUCGGCGGCGCCGGCGCAAUCAAGCGCAAGCACAGUCAAGCACAGUGGGCGGAGAGCUUUGACGUGCCCGGGCCUCUCGGCAAAUCGGGGCUCAAGCGGUGCGGCGGCGGGGGCACACCGACACCGACACAGGCAGCGAGGGUGCUCGACUGA